UACAUGUGAAGAGUUUGUGUCCACAUUGGCAGCUAUACAUUUCAUAAAAAUGGUGAUAUGUUUCUUAAUCCAUACGGUGUGUCCGGUAAACGCGCUGUCUGCUGGGGAGAGCCGCAUACUUUACUCGCGCUCAUUUGGACCGGAAACCGGAGAUGGUCGUGAUUUUACAUCUGAACAGAAACGAUUGAUGCAGAAAGAGAAACUUCAAAUCGUAUCCAGGCAGGUGCGGAGUGCUGUGGCUCUGAGUAGGGAAGCCUCAGGCAAUCCAUGUGCGGAGGCUGUGCUGGGUGAAGAGGCCAUGGCACUGGGUGAAGCUGAGUGUGGUGUGUUUUCAUUAGGUAAUGUGGAGCUGUUUCCAGAUCGAAGUGUUGUGCUGUGGCUGGGUGUUCAGUCUCUAGCAUUCACUCUGGUCUGCAGACCACACGAAAAUCUUCUGCUCGCAGAGGGAACGCUUCGCAGCAUCGCACGCCACUGUCUGGAGGAACUACGUCUUCUUGGACCUGGUAGUGAGGUGUUGCUGAAGAGUGAUCGAGUAGAUGCAAUGUUGCACAGACUCCUUCCUCAUGGUCAACUCCUCUUCCUCAACCACCGUUUUGCAUUCAGCCUGGAUAAAGAGAUAGCAAGCUACGUGAGCAAAUGAAAGUGUGUGUAUUGGUAUAUUUACAUUGCCACAUUUUGAGAGUAAUCUAUUGCUGUUAGGCCCUGGAUGUACUGAUAUAAAAGAUCAUAGAGACCACUUCUGCUUAGAAAAUAUAAUGCACUUGUGCUGCCCAUAGGAGCAUGAGCAGAAGAGAACACCCUCGACGUGGAUUGCUAACUGGUUUGGUCUUAUCAGGAUACCAGUGGGCACAUGUUUGAAAACUUGUAGUUUGACUUCAGAUGAAAAAGGAUUCAGUCUACAUCAGAAAUAGGCGAUGUUGUCAUAUGAUUUAGAGAGAUUCUCUAUUUAUUGCAAAUGUGCCAUCAUUGUUGCCUUGGGUUAACAGUGCAAUAUCUUCAAAAUGCUAAAUGCCAUAGCUGGUCAUUUGAUGACUUUUUAUUAAAUGUAAGUGUUUAUUAAAUGUAAGUGUUUAUUAAAUGUUAGUGUUUAUUAAAUGCUCUUGUAAAUUUAGGGCUGAAUUAAUUUGAUCACACCACAUCACAUGUUGAUGUUUAAAUGAAAUAAUUAUGUUUCUAUAUCUAGCUCUGCACUAGAGGGCAGUGUUGCCUUAGAUACUAGAGUGAAGUGUUGCAUUAGAUUGUUUGCUGUUCGUUGUGUUACUGUCAAAUGCAUAGCAAUUAGAAUAAUCCUUUAACACUUUCAUCUAAAAUAAUUCAACAGAUCACAGCAGGGUGUCUGCCAACAGAUCUGAGAUAACUGAUUGACAGGUCUGUAAAGACUUCAUAACUAGGCCAACAGAGCAACCACGCAAUUCCAGAAAAUUCAUUUUUAGCUUUUGUUUUCUCUGAUUCAACAAUGAGGAGUUCUCUCUGUCACCGUGCUGUACUUUACAUAGAGGGAGAGUGAGGAUGUUUAAGUCCACUUAUAGUGGUAGGAUGGUUUGCGUUCUGUAUGAGUGUAACUGGACAAGAGCCCUGUUAUUGUUUAUGUACUCCAAAACUAUGAAGUAUUUUUAGACAUGUGUGACACUCUGAUCUACAAUACAUUAAUGACAUUUAAACAAAUGGACUAUAAAGAAUGUUCAUCUAUAGAAUUAAAUAUGAUCAAAUGACGUUUAAUUGGAAAAAUUAAAAAGGUAUAAAAAUGUAAAAAAUGCUAUUUUUACUAAUGAAAUUUGAUAGCCCUUAUGCUAAAUAUAUUUUUGAUGGGGGGGUAUUGUGGUAACCGGCUAAUUUAGGUUUUCUUAUAAAAUUUUGAAUCAACAUUUUGAGAGUACUGUAUUUGAAGAUAGUAACACGGCAUUCUACAUGAAUGCACAAAUAAAGUUGCUUCCACAAACCUAAUUUGGUUAGUUUACCACUGUGUCUUGGAAUUUCCCUUAUCCUGAAUAAAAAAUAUAGUAAACUC
Messenger RNA from Triplophysa dalaica, 2008 nucleotides. It is a transcript of the gene ap5s1, whose product is annotated as adaptor related protein complex 5 subunit sigma 1. Lineage: Eukaryota; Metazoa; Chordata; Actinopteri; Cypriniformes; Nemacheilidae. Gene Ontology annotation, biological process: double-strand break repair via homologous recombination; endosomal transport. Bases 50 to 640 code for a protein of 196 amino acids. The record is from RefSeq and is a predicted model, not a curated record. Gene Ontology annotation, cellular component: lysosome; cytosol; AP-type membrane coat adaptor complex. The transcript is spliced from 3 exons.